CAGAUUGGGUUGGAAUAUCGGGUUGGCAUGGACAAGGUGGACCAAAAAGUCUGUUUCCAUGACUCUAUGUUCGCAAUUAAAGGGGUAGUUUCUCAUGGAACUGAGCAGUAUUUAAGGGAUUGGCACAUUGAUAUAAAAUUAUUCUUCAUCUUCUAAUGUAGUAAUGGAGUUACGUCCUUUAUUUCUUGUCAUUUUUAAAAUUUAUUAGGAUAGCAGGAAGUCAUUCAGCAACUUUACUGGCUUUCUUAAACAGUCUUGAUAUUUCAUUAUCAUGUCCUUGAUUCAGCUCCAUUUCCAGCACCUUUUGUAGGCAGUUUAUUCCAUGUUAUUGUCACCUAAAUGAAGUUUUCCUCCAUUCACACUUAAGCCUAUCUGGCUGCAUGAGGAUUUUCAGGUUUCUGUGUCCUGGAUAAUAUGUGAUCAGCAGGCAUCUAGCAAUCUACAGGAAUUGCCAACUAUGUUGUGUUCAUUUAACAGUACUGACCGUGAUCACUUACUUUAGUGAUUUUUUUUUCACAGGACGUCACGUGGAAAGAAAUUUGAAAGCAAUUGAUACAUCGACUUCUGACAGAGCCACUUGAUUCAUUGGGAUUCGAAUCAAGAAGAAAUGUUUGCUUUUGUCUGCUUGAGAGGUUUUGGACACUGGUGUGGCAGGAAGAAUACGGAGACAACUGAGUGAGGGAGAUUCAGUGUGCUGACUGUGAAAAGUGCUUCACGCCAUUUCCUCAGCUUGGGGAAUAAAAAUCUCACUCCUCACGGUGGGGAGAGACUGUGUACCCGUUCUGUUUGUAAUUUCAAACCCUGGGCAACACAAGUAAAGCUUCCCCCAUGGGAAAACCGUGGAAAUGUGGAGACUGUGGGAAAGGAUUCCCUUCCCCAUCGGCACUGGAAAACCACAGACGCAUUCACACCGGGGAGAGGCCGUUCACCUGCUCUCAGUGUGGGCAGAGAUUCACUGAAGCAUCCCACCUCGUGAGACACCAGCGUGUUCACACUGGGGAGAGGCCAUUCACCUGCUCCAUGUGCGGGAAGGGAUUCAGUCGGAUGGGCAACCUGCAAACGCACCAGCGGGUCCACACGGGAGAGAAGCCAUUCAUGUGCCCUGUGUGCGGGAAGGGGUUUGCUCAGUCAUCUGGACUGUUGAUCCAUCAGCGGGUACACACUGGGGAGAGGCUGUUCACCUGCCAUGUGUGCGGGAAGGGAUUCACUCAAUCAUCUACUCUCCUGAUCCACCAGCGGGUCCACACUGGGGAGAAGCCAUUCACCUGCUCAGUGUGUGGGCAGGGAUUCAGUCAGAUGGGAAACCUGCAGACGCACCAGCGCCUCCACACAGGAGAGAAGCUGUUCACCUGCUCAGUGUGUGGGAAGGGGUUCGCUCAGUCAGCUGCACUCCUGACCCACCAGCGGGUCCACACCGGGGAGAGGCCAUUCACCUGCUCACAGUGUGGGAAGGGAUUCAUCAAUUCUUCCACCCUGUUGACCCACCAGCGGGUCCACACAGGGGAGAGGCCGUUCACCUGUUCUCAGUGCGGGAAGGGAUUCAUCAAGUCUUCCAUCCUGCUGACCCACCAGCGUGUUCACACUGGGGAGAGGCCAUUCACCUGCUCCAUGUGCGGGAAGGGAUUCAUUGAUUCUUCCGGCCUGCGGACCCACCAGCUGGUUCACACCAGAGAGAGGCUGUUCACCUGCUCUCAGUGUGGGAAGGGAUUCACCCGCUCCUCCCACCUGCAGAGGCACCAGCGAGUUCACGUGCCAUCGCAGGGGGAACCGUUCACCUGCCUCGAGUGCAGGAACACCUUCAGUGAUUCCUCCACCAUACUGACCCACCGGUGGGUCCACACGGGGAGAGGCCCUUCCCCUGCCCCGAGUGCAGGAAGGCCUUCAGCAAUUCUUCCCAUCUCCUGAGGCACUGGCGGAUCCACACUGUUGAGAGGCCAUUUGCCAGCCCCUAGUGCAGGUGAAGGUUUUUGUUGACCUGCAACUUGCGGGGGCACCAGUGCUCCCAACAAUCGGAUUCCACUGGUGAUGCUGUUGUGGGUCACCCUCAGGACUGAAACUCCCGCCCGUUCUGACAGUGGGUGCAGUGGGACAGUCGGUGAGCUAUUUUUGUUUUCUGCUGGACUUCCCUCCAUCCAACUUUGCUUCCAGUGGGAGCUGCAGCAUGUUGAGCCCAGAAGCUGCUACUCUCUAGUUUUUUCUGUCCAGUUAAAGAACUGUUGGCUUUUUCUGAGAAUGAGUCGCAGUCUGUAAGAAGUAUUUGAGUGCAUUGGGACA
Messenger RNA from Chiloscyllium plagiosum (whitespotted bambooshark), 2274 nucleotides. The record is from RefSeq and is a predicted model, not a curated record. NCBI's taxonomy places the organism in Eukaryota, Metazoa, Chordata, Chondrichthyes, Orectolobiformes, Hemiscylliidae.